This is a messenger RNA of Xyrichtys novacula (pearly razorfish), 6639 nucleotides long. NCBI's taxonomy places the organism in Eukaryota, Metazoa, Chordata, Actinopteri, Labriformes, Labridae. The record is from the annotation of a GenBank genome assembly.
GAGCACCGACGCGGAAGCUGCCCUGUAUCCCCAAGAUUUGGCACCUUGGCACUGCCCCGAAGAGGAAAUCUGUGGUUUUAUUCAUUUUAACAUAUCCCCACAGCCCUUUUUAGACCCCUUAUACUUUUAUCAGGACCUCUUGGACGCCAUCAUGCUCUCACCGAGGUCAGUGUGAUAAAAACUGGGUUUGAAACUCCGUUUUUCUUUGUCGUUGAUCGUGUAAAUGUGACCGUUAGUGUGAAGAGUCCAUCUGAAUAAAGACAGGAAUGAUCGCUAUGCUGAUCGGAAACCACAUUAAUGUGGGCGGUUUAUUGUUAUAGGGAGCUGAUUAAUUACCAAUUGCUUAAUAGAUAAAGAAUCCAGCUCUACCUGGAGACAGUGAGGUCAAACAGGGUGGGAUUGGCUGUUUACAUAAAGGUGUGUCAACCUCAGAUACUACAGAAGGUAAACCAGAGCAGUACACUCUGACUGCUGAACUCUUUUUGAAGUUAUUAUAAAGUUAUAAGGAUCAUAUUGAAUCAAAUGAAGUUUUAUUGUCCUCUUGCUUAGUUAUAAAAUGCUCACUGAAGUGCUUAGGGUCAGGGGCGUGCUGAGAGGGUUGGCCAGAGGUGGGAUGGGCCCACCCUGAAAUCGGAUAGGACACUCCCAGUGCCGCAACAAAAUCUUCAGUGAUGAUUGGUUCUUCUUCAGUCAGGGGCGGGACUAAUCGCUGAUGUGAUUAAAAACAAAAAAAGGGGAAACAAUAUUACAACACUGCUUUUACAUUUGGCUGUCUGAGAUUUAUGUUCCUAAAUACAAUAUUUUUACUUCUCAAACAAUCAAAGCCUGAAAGAGGGUUUAAAUUGUUACAGGAAAUCUUCAGUAUACAGCAGAAUAAGAAAAGAAUGUGAUUUUCUGUACUGUGCUGUAAUGUCUAUUUUUUUAAUGGCCUGGAUUAGAAAUCUUUGUUUCUCUCUUCCUCGGUAACAUCAAGUCACAGAUGAUUUCUAACUUGAGCUGCUGACUGAAGUAUCCAGUAACAUCACAAGUCUGACAUGACGUGGCAGUCACAGAGUGUGUGUGUGUGUGUGUGUGUGUUCAGCUGUUGGGUGUGAGUGAACACGGUCUGACACACUCAUCUCUGCGUGGUUAUAGUUGUUAUAGGUGUAACUGAACCCCUCGACCUUCAGGGUCGUCUCAGGCUGCGUUUAUGUCCUCUGAUGUCAUGUCCUUAUUUGGGCUUCAGGUUGCUGCUGCUGCGGUCGGCUGCGUCCGUGACGACCAGGGCGCUCUGCACAGGGGGUGCGUCCAACAGGGGCAGGGCGCCGGAUAUGGCUGAAGGUACGACAGCGGCCAUGGUUGAUCUGACUGUCAAACACUUGCUAUGAUGUCUAAAAUAAUUAUGAAGCCAAUAACAGAUUCUUAUACUGAUGUUUUGUGAAUUGUUCAUGUCUGUCACGGAAAUAACAAAUGAGGUUUGAUGUAUUUAACUUGUUUCUAGCUGCCCCUCAUCUUUAAAUCUUACGAAAGGCACGUUGCUGAUCUUCUUUAGACACAGUAUAAUUCUCAGACAGUGCCCACAUUUUCUUUCACACUGACCAUGAAAACAAAUCUGAUUCUGUUCCGAAGAUCACCUUGUAACAACAUUUAAACACCUAAAAAGAGUAUAAAAGCUGAAGCUUCAGCCUGCCCCUCUUAGGUUGAUUAAUUUCUAAUUUCUAGCUUCUUUGUAACUUUUGAAGGAGUGUCAUCUUGUAAGAAUCAGAAUCAGAAAUACUUUGAUAAUCCUCAGGGGGAAAUUGCUUUUUGUCACAGUAACUCCAGUGCAAAUAAAGUAGAAAGAGGAGAUAAAUAAUAGAUAAAAUAAGUAAAGACAAAUCAAAAUAAAGAGAUAAAUAGAUAAUAUAAGUAAAAAUAAAGAGGUAAUAUACAAGUAUGCACAUGAUAUACAACACAAAAUAGUAAAAUAGUAUGCAUAAGCUGACCUCAAGAUAAAUAAUUACAACCUCUUAACGUCAAAUCAAAGUCAGAUUCAUCAGUCUAUCUCAUGUUUAUUCAUCAUUUGUGUUUUUCUGCAGGAGAUCCACUUUUACACGUGUCGAACGGUGUGUUGGUAAACCCUGACCAUCCUAACUCAAACAGCUGUCAUCUGUAGAGAUUCUCUCUUAAUUUCCUGUAAUUGCACCUAAACUCCUGCUGCAUGUUUCUGCACUGAGAGACUGAAUGUUCAUUUUCUUUUUUUCUGAAGCUCUCCUCGUUUCAUGUACGGCAGCUUUUAGGUCAGGCCUGUUGGACCUGUGUUUGGCUGUCUCGGCUGGAUUUCUCUUCCUGCUCCACAGCACAGCUAAACCCUCCGUGUAGCACCCUUUGGUGGUCUGCUAACCUUCAUCUUCUCCUCCCUCUGAGCUUCAGUGUUAUGUUACAGCUACGAGAGUCUGUCUGCUCUUCUCUGUGUUGUUUCGUAUUGUCUCUCAGCUCAGGCCUCAGGGCGCUGCAGCCUCCAGGAAACAGGACUAAGACCUUAAACCUUAACCCUAGAUUCAAAUCUGCCUUUUGAGUGUUCAUACAUUCAUAACUGUGUCUCAUUCCCCUGGAGGCCGUAGCUGUAAAACCUAAAUCUUUACCUGCAGCUCUGACAGAGACAUUAUGAAGCAUUAAGACCCUGAGCUCUCUGGUGCUCUCACUGCACCUCCUCACACACACAAAUACUCACUCAGGAAGAGAGGAUCUGAUUGUUUCUCCUGUUUUUCAGUGCGGAACAGGCUGAGGGAAAUCGUGGGGGCUUCCACCAACUGGAGGUACCAAACAACCAACAUCAAAACACCAAGAAUCAGUUUAUUUACAGUCCUGGCUCCAUGUGUCAGAUCAGAAGAGUUUGGAUAAUUCUGCAUGAGUUUAAGACUUUGUUAGCGCUGUUAUGGAUGAAAACGUCAUUUUUUGGUAUUAUGAUGCAGCACAGUGAGUGUCAAAAGUGAAGAAAAAUGAAGUUUGAUAGAAUAAAAAAAAGCUGAGACAGUUCCACCAUUUUUAGUCUUAAAAUUUGCCCCAGAAAACCUCUGGUCUAGAUCCAGAUUUCUUUAGCAGAGAUUCCCCGAGUAUUUGAUUUAUAUACCUCCACAUGAAUCGUGAUGUAAGAACCAACAGGUGUAAACCCAGAGAGUCAGUUUAGGUGAUAUGUUUUAUGUUUCUGUCUGCAGUGAUCACCAGCAGGCGAUGGCGGAGCGAGUGUCUCUGUCCUCCAUGUUGGCGAAGUCUCAAAACGACCUCCCCGCCAAGAGGAUGAAGGACAGCUUCCUGGAGGUUCACCUGCCGCUGGGAUCCGAACCCCAGCUCAGAGAGAAAUACCUGACCUUCCACAACACCGUCAGGUACGCUCACACAUAUCUGUGCGUGUGUUUGUGUGGAUGAUGUGUGAAUAAAAAGGCAGAUACACUCGAAAUCUGACUUUUUCUCUCUUUCUCUCAGGUUUGGAAGAAUCCUGGAGGACUUGGACAGUUUAGCAGGUGUCACUUUAAAACAGAAAUCAUCACAUGAUGAGAAGAAUAAAGGGCUAUUUCAUAAAGAAAGUCACAAAUGUUUUUACUCUCUCUCUCUUCAGUCCUUAUCUCUUACUCUCACACCUAUAACGCUACCCUGAAGAGGUCGCCUCUGUCCAUCGUCACCGCUCUGGUGGAUAAAAUCGGUAAUACAUACAUACAUAGUACUGCUUGAUUUGUUUCCUUUGAUCCUUUAGAGAUAUAAAAAAUAUCUCAUCUUCAGACUCAUUCAUGAUUUUUUCUUUGCGGUGCAGAUAUGAGGCAGCAAAUCAUCUAUCCUGACUGCGACAUCAGGUUCACCGGUCAUGUGACGUGGGUGGGAAAGACCUCGAUUGAAGCGAAGAUGCACAUGUCACAGGUGGAGAACUUCUUCUGCUCAACAUGCACCAACACACACAAAGGGAACAUGUGUGGAAAAAUCCAGAAACAUCAUGUUGGAGACUUAUCAUGGGUUAAAUUUUCAUGAUAUACUAGAGCUAUGGUGUCUUUCAUGGCUGCAGAAACAAAGACACCAUCAAAACGUUGUCUAGUAAAUGUAUGUCACUCAAAUCUAUGACUGAGAAUGAAGGUGAAACUCUCUUAAACACAUUAUUUGACUGUCAGGGUGUUGCUCAUGUGUGCAGAACAGAAAAAAGGACAGAAAGACGAGCGCUGACGUAACAAAUGACAGAAAUCUGACUUUCCUUUCAGUACCAUGACGGAGCUUACACACCAGUGCUGGAUGCUACAUUUGUCAUGGUUGCUCGAGAUCCAGAGAACAAGAGGUAAGACAACAUCACUGAUAUGAGUUCAGAAAGGAUGAGUGUGAACUGCUGGAGGUAUUUAACCCAAAGGUGAUCAGGUUUACAUGUUUAAAGUUUGAAUCAUUAACAGUUUCAUGUUUCUAAAUUAAGUAAUGAGGGUGAUUUCAGCCUUGGAAACCUUUGUCGCCUCACUCUUGACUUUGUCUUGAUUUCAGGGCAGCUUUUGUGAACCCGCUGAAGCCAGAAGGUCCAGAGGAGGAGAAGAUUUUCCAGGAGGGAGAAGGUAAAACCUCCUGACAUGACUCUAUUUUAGACUCAUUUUGUCUUCCAGAUUCAUGAGAAGCGUUUCCUCCUAUUCCUUGAAACCGUUUGUUUGUUUUGUGUGUUUUUAGCGAAUAAGUCUCGCCGUCAGGAGCUGAGCACUGCGUCUUUACUGAAGGUGGCUCCGACAGACGAGGAGAGGAAGAUCGUACACAGUCUGUUCCUCAACACCCUGGACACAAAGUAAGACUUACAAUACACUUAUAGACACUAUUAUAAAUCAAAUCUGCACAGUGCAAGACUGCAGUAUUUCAUCAGAUUUAAAAAAAAACCUCUCUGACAUUCAUGAAUGAGUGUAUUUUUGUGUUUAUUCUUCUUCUUCUGCAGGACGGUCAGUUUCCGCAGCAGAGUACUUCCUCCAACCUCAGUGUGGAUGGAAGAUGCCAAACUGAAAGGACUGGAGAUCUGUCAUCCUCAGGUUGUUACAGGCUGAGUUACACUUGUGAAAUGAUGUAUUUGUUUUUAAUUCUGGUUUAAAACACAUUCAGUCAGUCAGACUCUUACUUUGACAGAAAAUAUUGCCCCUGAGUUUAAGUCCUUUACAUUUUAACAUUAAGAGGGUUUUAACUGUAUUAAUAAAUCUGACUUUAUCUCUGUCUGCGUUUCCAUCAGGAGAGAAACAUCUUCAACAGGAUAUUUGGAGGUUUUCUGAUGAGGAAAGCUUACGAACUCGGCUGGGCCAACGCCUGCUCCUACGGGUGAGAGCUUUAAAAAAAAAAACAAGAUGUUUCAGAAAGAGAGAGAGAGAGAGAGUGUGUUUAAAUGUUCAGUUUUCCCUCUUCUGUCUUUCUGCAGAGGAUGUCGGCCGAGUCUGGUGGCUGUUGAUGAUAUCCUCUUCCAGAGACCUGUGGAGAUCGGCUCCCUGCUGCUGCUCUCAUCACAGGUCAGAGAGGAGAUUUCGAUCAGAGAAAACUUCGAGCUGCUGGAUGUGUGGACUUUAAAAGAUGAUCAUGUUUCAGUGUUUGGUCUACAUUUUGAUCUACUUCCAUAAAGCAGCAUAAAAAAAUCUUUAAAUUUGACUCUUUACUUGUUUAUAAACUCAUUCUUUAAGGAUUUGAACUGCGUUAAUUUGCUGUUGUUGUAUUUCAUUCUUGUGUGUUUCUGGUUCAGGUGUGUUACACACAGGGGAAGUACAUCCAGGUCCGAGUCCACAGCGAGGUGUUUGAACCCCUGACCCGCCAGCAUAACACCACCAACGUCUUCCACUUUACCUUCGUCUCAGACAGAGACGUCCCCAACAUCAUUCCAAUGACAUAUGGAGGUGAGACAGAGUCUUCAUGUAGUCUGAAAAAUCUGUUCUUAUAUCAGUUCCAGGUGAUAUAAGAGGAGUGUCAGAUAGUUUGUUCGGCUUUAAAGUGAAAUAAAUGUCAACAAAGGUGGAAUAUUAAUGUCCUUUUUUAUGUUUGUGUGACAGAGUCGAUGCUGUACCUGGACGGGAAGAGACACUUUAAUCAGACUGUGGAGAACUGAGGGAGCUUAUUCCCGACCGUCCAAAGCCUUACAGCGUCUGACCCAUCUUAGAGUGUGUGUGUCUGUGCGUGCAUGUGAGAGAGAGAAAGUGAGGUCAGGCUGAAGUCCAAAUGUCAUUAGUAUAGAUCUUUUCUUGUAUGUUACACAGCUCACAUGUCUGGUUACGUUUGAUUCCUGCCACUGUGUUUGCUCAGGUGGUUUACAUUUACAGACAAAGACAACAAAGAAAAACUGAAAGCAGCUUUUUUUAUCCUUUUUAAUGUAUCUACACUUUGUUUCACUGUUACUUUAAGGAGUCAGUGUUUACAGCUUCAUGUCUUCGUGGGGAAACAUUGAAACAUUCAUUUUCUGCCUUAUACUGACCAUGUGUACUUUAUUCCUUCUUUAAAGAUUGCAUGACUUUACAGAUAUGUUACAUUUUUAUAUUCUACCAUCGCUUAUACGCACAAAAUCUUUAAACUGACUUUUUAGUUUGGAGUGAGGAGCUUUAUUAUGAAAGUAUCAGACUGCUGCAAAAGAGAGGAGAAUGUGCUAAGAUGUGUAUUUACCCAAACACAAUAAAUGGAUUCUUAUUUAUCUUGAUUUUAAAA